Meleagris gallopavo (turkey) is the source of this 2156-nucleotide messenger RNA. RefSeq names its product dehydrogenase/reductase 12 (gene DHRS12). NCBI's taxonomy places the organism in Eukaryota, Metazoa, Chordata, Aves, Galliformes, Phasianidae. The record is from RefSeq and is a predicted model, not a curated record.
GGGGCUGCCCCGGGCUCUUACCCAACGGCGGGCAGGGCUGGACCGGGCACCUUUACGUAAGACAGAGGCGGGACCAAAUCACGGUGGUGGUGGUAGCACCAUGUCCUGGUAUCGCAACGUCGUGUGGUUCGUGAAGGGGCUGCGGGAGUACACGAGGAGUGGUUACGAGUCUGCCUCCAAGCACUUCGACCCAGCAGAUCUGGAGGUGGACGUGGCUGGUAGAUCCUUUCUGAUCACUGGGUCCAACAGCGGCAUUGGCAAGGCUGCAGCCAAGGAGAUAGCACGGAGAGGUGGCACGGUUCACCUGGUUUGCCGCAAUAAGGAACGAGCUGAGGACGCCAAAGGAGAAAUAGUGACAGAAACUGGCAAUCAGAAUAUCUUCUUGCAUAUUGUGGACAUUUCUAACCCCAAAGAAAUCUGGAAGUUUGCUGAGAAGUUCAAAACUGAACAUAAAUUGAAUGUGUUGAUUAACAAUGCAGGGUGUAUGGUAAACAACAGAGAGUUAACUGAAAAUGGACUCGAAAAAAACUUUGCAACAAACACCUUGGGUACGUACGUUCUGACAACUGCUCUGCUGCCCCUCCUAGAAAAAGAGGCUGACGCCAGAGUGAUAACCGUCUCUUCUGGGGGCAUGCUAGUUCAAAAACUAAACAUAUCUGACUUGCAGUCAGGAAGUGGGACGUUUGAUGGAACUAUGGUGUAUGCUCAAAACAAGAGGCAGCAAGUUGUCUUGACAGAACAAUGGGCAAAAACUCACAGAAGCAUCCAUUUCUCUGUUAUGCACCCGGGCUGGGCAGACACUCCAGCUGUGAGGUCGUCGAUGCCAGACUUCUAUCAGAAGAUGAAGAACAGCCUGCGCACAGAGGCCCAGGGAGCUGACACUGUGGUGUGGUUGGCUGUAUCAUCUGAGGCAGCAAAGUUACCCAGCGGCCUCUUCUUCCAAGACAGGCAACCAGUCCCUACACACCUACCUUUAGCAAGGACCCACAGCCCACCAGGGGAUGAGGAGAAGCUAAUGGAGAUGCUGGAGGAACUCUCCCAGAAGUUUAAAUCCAUUUCUCCAGGAUCCCCUCAGUGCUGCUGAAGAUCAUGGACCAGAUCUUCCUGGAAAAUAUGCUAAGGCACAUGGAAGAGAAGGACGCGAUAUGGGAUAACCAGCAUGGCUUCACCAAGGGCAGGUCCUGCCUGACCAACUUUGUUGCUUUUUAUGAUGCCGUAACUGCGUCAGCAGACAAGGAAAGAGCCACUGAUGUCAUCUAUGUGGACUUCAGUAAGGCCACAGUCCCCCAUAACAGCUUUCUCUCCAAAUUGGAAAGAGACAGUCCCCUAUCACAUUCUUGUCUCCAAAGUGGAAAGGUACGGAUUUGAUGGGUGGACGGCUCAGUGGACAAGGAACUGGGAUCGUACCUUGAGAGUGAUCUAUGCAUUGAUGUGCAGAUAGAGAUCGGUUACAAGUGUGUUCCUCAGGGGUCAGUACUGGGACCAGUGCUCUUUAACAUCUUAAUUAAUCAACAGUGGGAUCGAGUGCACCCUCAGCAAGUUUGCAGAUGAUGCCAAGCUGUCUGGUGCAGUUGAUACACCUGGGGAACAGGAUGCCAUUGAGAGAGACCUAGACCAGCUCGAGCAGUGGGCCCAGGAGAACGUCCUGAGGUUCAAUAAAUCCAUAUGCAAGGUCUUGCACCUGGGUUGUGGUAACCUCUGCUAUCCGUGCAAACUGGUGGAUGUAAGGAUGGAGCACCGCCGCAAGGGACCUGAGGGAACUGGUGGAUGGGAAGCUGGACAUGAACCAGUAAUGGACCCUCGCAGCCCAAAAAAUCAACCAUAUCCUUCCAAAGCAAUGUGGCUGGCAGGGCGAGAGAGGUGAUCCUGCCUUUCUGCUCUGCUCUGUGAGGCCUCACCUGGAGUACUGCAUCCAGAUAUGGAAUUCUCAGCACAGGAGAGACGUGGACCUGUUGGAGUGUGUCCAGAGGAGGGCACCAAAAAUGAUCACCUCUCCUGUGAGAACAGGUUGAGGGAGUUGGAGCUGUUCGGCCUGGAGGAGAGGUGCCGGGGAGACCUGAAAGCAGCCUUUCAGUACCUAAAGGGGGGCUGUAAGAAGGAAGGGAACAGACUCUUUAGCAGGGUCUGCUGUGACAGGACAAGGGGAAACGGUUUCA